Molecule: messenger RNA, 3196 nt
Organism: Panicum virgatum (switchgrass)
Lineage: Eukaryota; Viridiplantae; Streptophyta; Magnoliopsida; Poales; Poaceae
Exons: 2
Coding region: 2027-2893 (288 amino acids)
Source: RefSeq, a predicted model, not a curated record
CUCAUUCCCAUGUUCUUCUGAUUUGGGUUAUAUCGUCACGUAAUCUCUUGUGGAACAGAGAUUCGGUAACCUCUGUCACUGAUUAUAGAGCUUAAAAUCAGAGUUGCUGAUGCAGACUAACCUGUUGCUUUAGGCUUUCUCAUCUGUCUAGACUGUUCUUGCCAUUGCAGUACAAUGAAGUCAAAAAAAAAUGCUAGCUUUACCUGAAUAUUGUAGAUAGCCAUUCCUCUUGGGGAAAUUGGAAAAGGGUGGUACUGCCAUACUGCAAUUGCAGGCUGUGCUUUCUGGCCACUGUUCAUUUUGCGUAGUGUAUCAUGUGUCCCAACAAUAAUUUAUAUCUGGUGUGCAAAUUGGUAAUGACUAAUGAGGAAAGUUAACACAAAAUGUUUUGAAGACACAUGGAAGUACAAAUCAUGCAGUGCACUGAUUUUAAGUUUCUGAACCAUUGCCCCUUCUAGUUGGCUGCAGUACAACCGUGCAUCUAACCCUUUACAUAGAUCCAAUGGCUGUAAUCAUCCGGACUCAUGGCCCACUUCACGCCUUGCGCGCUAUCUUUGAUUACUUUGUCCUUCUGUGCACUUUGUCGAAACACCUCAUCACUAGUCCCUUCCUGAUUAAGCAACUGAGGUCCAUCUGUACGCCUGACAAUGAAAGUAUUGCCAUUGUCCCAUACAUGGUGUCUGUCUGACUUUAAGAUUUUGAAUGUUACCCAGUACCCAUUUCUAAUUAGCUACAAUACAACCAUUUAUUUCACCCUUUAUAUUGGUCCAACUGCUGGGAUCUUCCGGAUUCAUGGCUCAAUUCAUGUCUAGUCUCUAGUAGUCUAGUCCCUUCCUGAUUACUUUCUCCUUUUUGUGCACUUUAUUGAAAUGCCUAGUCUCUAGUAGUCUAGUCCCUUCCUGAUUAAGCAACCAAGGUCUGUCCAUACUAUGCAUAUAACUGCUCAAUGUUUCUCCCGUGCCAUUGAUCUUCAUUCGUAUGAAUGCAGAGGAAGUGCAAGACCAUCCAUACAAUUACUGAUUUUAUAUCCUAGCUUGAGCGGCUUGGAUUAUGAAAGAAGCACCUUAUAUAGGCUCUGAAGCUAGUAAUCCUAGAAUGUUGGGUUAUAUGGAUAGGCUUAGUUUUAGCCUUUAGGGAUAUGGUUUUGGUUUUAAAGUUAGGUUUUUCCUUACCAUUCUCAAUACUGACAGAAUUCGUGAGGAUCAAAUAGGAAAAAGUGAAACUAAUUUUAGAAAAUGAUAGGGAAUACCCCCGCCAUCACCAAUGUACCAGUUUGCAAGCUGGCAAACAAGUUCCUACAUUAUGUUUCAGGAAGCCUUAUUAAUGUAAGCCAUGAACAUAAGAAAAGGUGCAAAAAAAAUUCAGAUGGCAUAGGAAAUUUAAUGUUCUUCAUCCACUAUGGUUUUGUCUAUUUUUUUCAGACCAAGUAGGAUAGGCGCCAACUUUAUGUUGAAAUCAAUAUAAAGUUACAGGAUAACAUCAGCACAUAACACCAGAACUUCGAUAUAGUAGAAACGCUUUUCUAACAGAACAAGCAUGGGAAACAAAGUACCUGUGUGUCUUUCUAGGCAUCAUAGCUUUUGUCCUGUAUUGGUCUUCUUCCUUUGAACUGAUUUCAACUCUCCAGUUUCAGUCUUGCAAACUUCUCAUUGCCAUGAAUAUAUUACAUCAUGCUUAGGUUUCAUUAACUAGAGUAAUUGUCCAUUAUUUCAGAGUUUAUUGUAUUUUUCUAUUUAUCAAUUUUUAGAACAAAAGGGCCAGCAACAUUUCAUCAGCACUACUGGUUCAAAAGUCAGCUUAACUUGGAAAGAACAUCCCCUCCCAGUAAUUCGUAAAGGUAGAGUGCCAAUAAAACUAGAAUGAUAGAACAGCAACCUUUUAAUUCUCAGAUUGCGGUAUUACGUUGCUACUUAACAAAUACAGGAGAUAACUUGGAGACUUAGGUGUCUUGAAUGAGCACAGAAUAGCCUCUAAAUUUAUCUUCCUUUAUAUAUUGAUAUGUUCUCCUCUGCGGUUGUAAACAUGGAUGAUUGGAACAAAUUUUAUCUCUGGGCCUCUGGGGUACUCAGUUUCUACCCUUAUCAAUAAUUUGAAACAAAAAGUAUUUUCUCUUCCAGGACACGAGCACUGCUCAGUCCCAUUAUGGGAAAGGGAAUUCUGCAGUUAUGUCGGCAACAUUUCCUGGUGGAGGUUCUGCGAAAACAAGCAAUAUGUUUCAGUAUACAAUAAUCUUGAGCAAUGGGAUGAUUCAGGAGCCUUUGAGAAUUUUCAGAAUUCAAAGGCAAGGUUCUGGGCUAAUUAUCAUGGCCAACCUUCUGAUAUUCCUUUGCCAGACCCUGAUGUGUACAUUGAUAAGGUCGACCACUGCUGCAAAGUUGACCCUGAGUUGGUAGCUGACCUGGAUAAGGUACGGCUACCAUUCGACUCGGAUUAUAAUUCAACCCCGGCUACUGGAUCGGGCAAUGCCGGGGCAGAUAACAAGUGUACUCAGAGCACGUCUGGAAACUGGGACAUCUAUGUAGAAAAGCCAGCUGAAGUGAAUAAGUGGGACUGGGAUGCCAACGCGAUUUGGGGAGGGAAAGAUGAAUCUUGUAAAUGGGGUAAUAGCAACUCCGGUUGGGGUGCUUUUCUGGAGGAGCCUAGUUGGCGCGGCUGGAGCAAUAACCAGUACGCAUCAAACAACAGGAGUAAUAACUUCUAUGGUGGAUCCAACAAUAAUAGAUACUGGAAUGAGGAUCCCAGUCACACAUCUGGAAGGAAACGGAACUGCGGCGGGUACUUCCAGCAGAGGAACAAUAAACAGAGGAACCAGGAGGAAGGGCACCACCACCAAAGAAGCAGCUGGCAGGAUCAUAGAGGAAGGAACAGAGAAUGGCGUCCGUCGCACACCUAGAGCCUGCCAAAAAAGGUCAGGGCAUAGAGGGUGGCUCUUGAUCGAGUGGCGAAAUCGCCGCGUUUUGUUGGGAGAUGAAUAGUUUGUACCUUUUGAUUUGUGCAGUCAGUGGCUGCUAGCAAAUUGGUACGUGUGAAUAGAUGUUUGAGUUGUGCUGCCGCUCUUAAGGAGCUGUGGUUUUGGUUUUCUUCUGUUGUACCUGCAGCAUGCCAUUCCAAGGCAAAGGUAGUUCACCUAAUCACCUGGUUAUACUUCUCCAUUAGCUCUGUUCAUGAAUUCUAAAGCCCAGUGAAGUUUCUCCAA